GUUCCCGGGUGAUGUGGCCCCCAAGUCGGACAAAGAGGUGGCCGUGCAAUACCUGAACACCUAUUACGGCUGCCCCAAGGAGAAGUGCAACCUGUUUAUGCUGAAAGACACGCUGAAGAAGAUGCAGAAGUUCUUCGGGCUACCCGAGACAGGUGUCCUCGACAAGCGCACCAUCAUGACCAUGCGGAAGCCGCGCUGCGGCAACCCCGACGUGGCCAACUACAACUUCUUCCCCCGCAAGCCCAAGUGGGACAAGAGCGAGAUCACAUACAGGAUCAUUAACUACACGCCUGAUCUCGACUCCGAGACGGUGGAAGAUGCCUUCUCCCGUGCCUUCCAAGUCUGGAGUGCUGUGACCCCCCUUCGGUUUUCCCGUAUCCACGACGGAGAGGCAGACAUCAUGAUCGACUUCGGCCGCUGGGAGCAUGGAGAUGGAUACCCCUUUGACGGCAAGGACGGACUCCUGGCUCACGCCUUCGCCCCGGGCCCUGGUGUUGGGGGAGACUCCCACUUUGACGACGACGAGCUGUGGACCCUGGGAGAGGGGCAAGUGGUCCGUGUGAAGUACGGCAACGCCGACGGGGAGUACUGUAAGUUCCCCUUCCGGUUCAACGGCAAGGAGUAUACGAGCUGCACCGACACCGGCCGCAGCGACGGCUUCCUCUGGUGUUCCACCACCUACGACUUCGACAAGGAUGGCAAAUACGGCUUCUGCCCCCACGAAGCUUUGUUCACCACGGGUGGCAACGCCGACGGAAAGCCCUGCAAGUUCCCGUUCCAGUUCCAGGGCACGUCCUACAACAGCUGCACCACCGAGGGCCGCAGCGACGGCUACCGCUGGUGCAGCACCACCGAGGACUACGACCGUGACAAGAAGUACGGCUUCUGCCCUGAGACCGCCAUGUCCACUGUUGGCGGAAACUCAAAAGGUGCCCCCUGCGUCUUCCCCUUCACCUUCCUGGGCAAGAAGUAUGAGCGGUGCACCAGCGAGGGCCGAAACGACGGGAAGCUGUGGUGCUCCACCACGUCCAGCUUCGACGAGGACCGCGAGUGGGGCUUCUGCCCGGACCAAGGGUACAGCCUGUUCCUGGUGGCGGCUCAUGAGUUCGGUCACGCAAUGGGGCUGGAGCACUCGCAGGACCCUGGAGCCCUGAUGGCGCCCAUUUACACCUACACCAAGAACUUCCGCCUGUCCCAGGAUGACAUCAAGGGCAUUCAAGACCUCUACGGGCCCUCUCCUGAUGGUGACAUUGACACUGGCACCGGUCCCACCCCCACUCUGGGACCUGUCACUCCUGAGAUCUGCGUACAGGACAUCAUCUUUGAUGGCAUCUCUCAGAUCCGCGGGGAGAUCUUCUUCUUCAAGGACCGGUUCAUCUGGCGGACCGUGACGCCAGGUGAAAAGCCCACGGGGCCCCUGCUGGUGGCCACAUUCUGGCCUGAACUUCCAGAAAGGAUCGAUGCCGUGUACGAGGCCCCGCAGGAGGAGAAGGCAGUGUUCUUUGCAGGGAAUGAAUACUGGGUUUAUUCAGCCAGCACCCUGGAGCCGGGGUACCCCAAGCCUCUGACCAGCCUGGGGCUGCCCCCUGAUGUUGAACGAGUGGAUGCUGCCUUUAACUGGAGCAAGAACAAGAAGACGUACAUCUUUGCUGGAAACAAGUUCUGGAGAUACAAUGAGGUGAAGAAGAAAAUGGACCCCGGCUUCCCUAAGCUCAUCGAAGAAGCCUGGAACGCCGUCCCUGAUAACCUGGACGCCGUGGUGGACCUCCAGGGCGGCGGUCACAGCUACUUUUUCCAGGGCAUUUUUUACAUGAAGUUGGAGAACCAAAGCCUGAAGAACGUGAAGGUUGGAAGCAUCAAAUCCGAUUGGCUGGGCUGCUGAGCCGGCCGCAGCUCCCGCAGGGCCUGCGUCUCCAUCGCUUUCUGCACGUCGGGCCCUGAGCGCCGGGGAAGGACCCGCAAGGGCCCGGCAGCCUGCAGCUCUGUGGUUAAUCAGCGUUCUCACCGCCACCUGGUAAUGGAAGAUUCCCGAGAGUGGCUGUGCCCUGUGCCCAAGGAAAGGUGCUGACUAUACCCCUCCCAGGUGCUCUUUACCCCUCCAUAGCCCACCAGCCCUCGAGAGCCACCCCAAAAAGAUGCUUUAAUAUCCACGCAGCCCUGUGCUGGGCUGGUCUGGUGCUGCCACACUUUAGGCUCUUCUCCCUCCACAACCUGCUGUGGCUUCCAGCACCCUCAGAGCCAACAGAGACUGUCUCAAGAGGGCACCGGUGGCCCAACAGCCUGGCCUGGCCUGAGGCAGUGGGAGAGGCAUGGCCCGGAGGCCACCCAGGCACCUGGCUUCUCCCUGCUGUCUGCCUUAGAACCUUCCCUGCACUAGCAGUUGGCUUUGUAUGCACUUUGUUCUGAAGUCACUGCACGAAGCAUCUCAGCCCACGUAGGGAUGGUUCCCUUGUUCACUCUGUGUAGUCCUAACCUACCCCGUCACUUCCUCCACUGGAUGGAGGAAAACCAGCCGUGGCUCCCUGCUCUGCCCUCCCCUCCUCACCCUUCAACAAUUCCCCAUGGGAAAUGUCAACAGGUAUGAGUAAAGACACUAAUUGAGUGGCA
This is a messenger RNA of Miniopterus natalensis, 2607 nucleotides long. RefSeq names its product matrix metallopeptidase 2 (gene MMP2). NCBI's taxonomy places the organism in Eukaryota, Metazoa, Chordata, Mammalia, Chiroptera, Miniopteridae. Gene Ontology annotation, molecular function: metalloendopeptidase activity; zinc ion binding. The record is from RefSeq and is a predicted model, not a curated record. Gene Ontology annotation, cellular component: extracellular matrix. Gene Ontology annotation, biological process: extracellular matrix organization; collagen catabolic process; response to hypoxia.